This is a messenger RNA of Brienomyrus brachyistius, 1775 nucleotides long. Its product is annotated as uracil nucleotide/cysteinyl leukotriene receptor-like. The transcript is spliced from 2 exons. The record is from RefSeq and is a predicted model, not a curated record. Gene Ontology annotation, biological process: phospholipase C-activating G protein-coupled receptor signaling pathway; positive regulation of Rho protein signal transduction. Gene Ontology annotation, cellular component: membrane. The coding region runs from base 236 to 1252 and encodes 338 amino acids. Gene Ontology annotation, molecular function: G protein-coupled receptor activity. NCBI's taxonomy places the organism in Eukaryota, Metazoa, Chordata, Actinopteri, Osteoglossiformes, Mormyridae.
GCGGCCUGCCAGAGUGCGCAGGCUUCCUUCCAUGGGGGGUGGGGAUUGAUGGUCUUCGUCCCGUCUGUGUUCCGCUCCUGCACACCACCCGAACACCGCCGACCGACCAGUCGCCUCUCCGAAGUUCAUAAGCCCAGAGUCCUGCCUCCCCCCACCAGUGUGGGACCAGCUGAAAGUCCCGCAGGUCAGCAGCCUUUGGAAAAAGCCCCCCAGGGAGACAUCGGAACCGUAAAAAAUGGACUCCACCACACUUGAGGUCACAGCUAUGUUUUCCAACCAAUCCAUGGAGAGUUGUGGAGGGGAAAGCACCACCGAGAACCUGAUCUUUGGCUGCUAUUACAUCCUGGUCUUCUUUUUGGCCCUGAACGGGAACUGCCUGGCUCUGUGGGUCUUCUCCCGCCAGCGUGGAACUUCUACUCCAGCCAACGUCUUCCUGUUGCACUUGGCUGUGGCUGACCUUUCCUACGUGGUCAUCAUACCCCUGCGAGCCACCUAUCACCUCACCGGGGGCCAUUGGCCCUUCGGAGAGCUGCCCUGUAGGCUGGCCGGCUUCCUCUUCUACGUCAACAUGUAUGCCAGCCUCUACUUCCUGGCCUGCGUGGCCGGGGACCGGUACCUCGCUGUCGUGCAUGCCGUAAGGUCACUGAAGGUACGCCGAGCCAAGUAUGCGCACUUCGUGAGCUUCACCCUGUGGGCGCUGGUCACCGUGUCCAUGGGGCCCCUCCUGGCCACACGGCAGACCUCGGAGGUGGCCGGGGCCACGGUGUGCCUGCAGCUAUACCGUGAGAAGGCCUCUCGCCGGGCGCUCGUCUCCCUGGCUGUCGCCUUCACCCCGCCCUUCCUGGCCACACUCUCCUGCUACCUGCUCAUCAUCCAUAGCCUUCGCCGGGGCUCACGCCUGGAGCCGGCGCUCAAACUCAAGGCCCUCCGGACUAUCGGCCUGGUGCUGCUCAUCUACGUGGUUUGCUUCCUGCCCUACCACGCCAGCCGCGCCAUCUACAUCCUGGGCUUUGCCCAGCCAGCCGUCUCCUGCGGGACCAGGAGGGGCCUGAUGCUGGGGAACCGCCUCACCUCCUCCCUGGCCUGCCUCAACGGCGCCCUGGACCCGCUGGUCUACCUCUUCGGAGCGGAGAAGUUCCGGGGCAGCCUGCGAAGGCUCCUCUGCAGGGAGAAGCUGGGGGCCUCCAGCGCCACCACGGGGGAGCUGAAGGGAACGCGCGAAAGCUCGCUGAGCGCCAAGUCGGAGCUGUGAAGCAUGGGCAGGAGAGACUGUCAGGCUGAGAGGCGCGAUGAACUGGUACCGCUUUGCAUACAGACCCGCUCUGCUCUCAGGCUGCACUCCUCUUAUCCGUGGUUUCCUGUUAUAACAAGAUCACUGCGCUUCUGAUACGGUUUUUCGCCUUUUGUAUUUCAAUUGAAAAUGUGCUAUAGAGAGUGAUAUUCCAGAUAUGGGACUUUUUUAGUAAAAAAGAGUCUAAGACCUGUUUAUCCUUCAUAGACCCCCCCCUUUCUACUGCUGUGAUGGAAGUAACACUAAAUGCUUCGUUUAUUUCUUUCUGAAGGACUUUGCUGGUCAUGGUCUGGACAUUUCAGCAGAUGUGAUGAUGUUCACUGCACUCCUACUCGGUCCUAUGAACUGUCCUCAGUGAUUGUCAUUUGCGCCACGUCUCCUUCCUAACAUUAACGAACAAAUUAAAAUGCGCUUUUUCUUUCAGCACACGCUACUCGUUUUCCCUUUUCUUUAUAAUUAUGGCUGAUGGGCCAACAUGAAAACU